UCUGGGGAUGUGAGUGCAGCUUUUCUCUUAUUGGAUUCUCUCCCUUUAACUGGGAAGGGCUUAUUCAAAUUAAGAAACAGCUUAUAAAACAACAGGAAAUCUUUUUUUAUGCUGUAGAGUUCCUUAGAGUGAACAGCUUUUUCACAAGGGAAGAGAAGCAUGGCACUGAUGCUAGAGUUGCUUUCUCCAUAGAAGAAACCAGUCUGCACUUGCGGACUGGGAUGCUGAGGCAGAAUAUAAGGACAAGGAGAAUUAAAUAGGAAAACCAACUGAUUGCUGCCAUGUCAGGGAAGCCUGUCCUUUACUAUUUCGAUGGCCGGGGCAGAAUGGAGUCUAUCCGGUGGCUCUUGGCUGCAGCUGGAGUAGAGUUUGAAGAAAAGUUUCUGAAAACUCGGGAUGAUCUGGAAAGGUUAAGAAAUGAUGGGAGUUUGAUGUUCCAACAAGUGCCCAUGGUAGAGAUCGAUGGGAUGAAGCUGGUUCAGUGCAGAGCCAUUCUCAACUACAUCGCCACCAAAUACAACCUCUAUGGCAAAGACAUGAAGGAGAGAGCUAUCAUUGAUAUGUAUACUGAAGGUAUGAUGGAUCUGGAUGAAAUGGUUCUCUAUCAACCUUACCUUCCCAAAGAGGAGAAAGAGGGAAACCUUGCCAAGAUCAAGGACAAGUCAAGGAACCGUUACUUCCCUGCCUAUGAGAAGGUGUUAAAGAGCCAUGGACAA
Messenger RNA from Alexandromys fortis (reed vole), 716 nucleotides. Its product is annotated as glutathione S-transferase alpha-3-like. Gene Ontology annotation, cellular component: extracellular exosome; cytosol. Gene Ontology annotation, molecular function: glutathione transferase activity. Gene Ontology annotation, biological process: glutathione metabolic process. The annotation marks the transcript as partial. Lineage: Eukaryota; Metazoa; Chordata; Mammalia; Rodentia; Cricetidae. The transcript is spliced from 7 exons. The record is from RefSeq and is a predicted model, not a curated record.